Closterium sp. Naga37s-1 is the source of this 10365-nucleotide messenger RNA. Lineage: Eukaryota; Viridiplantae; Streptophyta; Zygnematophyceae; Desmidiales; Closteriaceae. The record is from the annotation of a GenBank genome assembly.
AUGGUAACGCUCUCUCUAAUGGUAACGCCCCUCUCUAAUGGUAACGCCCUCUCUAAUGGUAACGCCCUCUUUAAUGGUAACGGCCUCUCUAAUGGUAACGCCCUCUCUAAUGGUAACGCCCUCUCUAAUGGUAACGCCCUCUCUAAUGGUAACGCCCUCUCUAAUGGUAACGCCUCUCUAAUGGUACCCUCUCAAAUGGUUAACGCCCUCUCUAAUGGUAACGCCCUUUCUAAUGGUAACGCCCUCUCUAAUGGUAACGCCCUCUCUAAUGGUAACGCCCUCCCUAAUGGUAACGCCCUCUCUAAUGGUAACGGCCUUUCUAAUGGUAACGCCAUCUCUAAUGGUAACGCUUUCUCUAAUGGUGACGCCCUCUCUAAUGGUAACGCCAUCUCUAAAAGUAACGCCCUCUCUAAUAGUAACGCCCUUUCUCAUGGUAACGCCCUCUCUAAUGGUGACGCCUCUCUAAUGGUGACGCCCUCUCUAAUGCGCCCUCUCUCUAAUGGUAGCGCCCUCUCUAAUAGUAGCGCCCUCUCUAAUGGUAGCGCCAUCUCUAAUGGUAACGCCCUCUCUAAUGGUAACGCCCUCUCUAAUGGUAACGCCCUCUCUAAUGGUAACGCCCUCUCUAAUGAUAACGCCCUCUCUAAUGGUAACGCCCUCUCUAAUGGUAACGCCCUCUCUAAUGGUAACGCCCUCUCUAAUGGUAACGCCCUCUCUAAUGGUAACGCCCUCUCUAAUGGUAACGCCCUCCCUAAUGGUAACGCCCUCUCUAAUGGUAACGGCCUUUCUAAUGGUAACGCCAUCUCUAAUGGUAACGCUUUCUCUAAUGGUGACGCCCUCUUUAAUGGUAACGCCCUCUCUAAUGGUAACGCCCUCUCUAAUGGUAACGCAAUUUCUAAUGGUAACGCCCGCUCUAAUGGUAACGCCCUCUCUAAUGGUAACGCCCUCUCUAAUGGUAACGCCCUCUCUAAUGGUAACGCCCUCUUUAAUGGUAGCGCCCUCUCUAAUGGUAACGUCAUUUUUAAUGGUAACGCCCUCUCUAAUGGUAACGCCCUCUCUAAUGGUAACGCCCUCUCUAAUGGUAACGGCAUUUUUAAUGGUAACGCCCUCUCUAAUGGUAACGGCCUCUCUAAUGGUAACGGCCUCUCUAAUGGUAACGGCAUUUUUAAUGGUAAUGCCCUCUCUAAUGGUAACGCCCUCUCUAAUGGUAACGCCCUCUCUAAUGGUAAUGCCAUCUCUAAUGGUAACGGCCUCUUUAAUGGUAACGCCCUCUCUAAUGGUAACGCCCUUUUUAAUGGUAACGCCCUCUCUAAUGGUAACGCCCUCUCUAAUGGUAACGCCUCCCUAAUGGUGACGCCCUCUCUUAUGGUGACGCCCUCUCUAAUGGUAAUGCCCUCUCUAAUGGUGACGCCCUCUCUAAUGCGCCCUCUCUCUAAUGGUAGCGCCCUCUCUAAUAGUAGCGCCCUCUCUAAUGGUAGCGCCAUCUCUAAUGGUAACGCCCUCUCUAAUGGUAACGCCCUCUCUAAUGGUAACGCCCUCUCUAAUGGUAACGCCCUCUCUAAUGAUAACGCCCUCUCUAAUGGUAACGCCCUCUCUAAUGGUAACGCCCUCUCUAAUGGUAACGCCCUCUCUAAUGGUAACGCCCUCUCUAAUGGUAACGCCCUCUCUAAUGGUAACGCCCUCCCUAAUGGUAACGCCCUCUCUAAUGGUAACGGCCUUUCUAAUGGUAACGCCAUCUCUAAUGGUAACGCUUUCUCUAAUGGUGACGCCCUCUUUAAUGGUAACGCCCUCUCUAAUGGUAACGCCCUCUCUAAUGGUAACGCAAUUUCUAAUGGUAACGCCCGCUCUAAUGGUAACGCCCUCUCUAAUGGUAACGCCCUCUCUAAUGGUAACGCCCUCUCUAAUGGUAACGCCCUCUUUAAUGGUAACGCCCUCUCUAAUGGUAACGCCAUUUUUAAUGGUAACGCCCUCUCUAAUGGUAACGCCCUCUCUAAUGGUAACGCCCUCUCUAAUGGUAACGGCAUUUUUAAUGGUAACGCCCUCUCUAAUGGUAACGGCCUCUCUAAUGGUAACGGCCUCUCUAAUGGUAACGGCAUUUUUAAUGGUAAUGCCCUCUCUAAUGGUAACGCCCUCUCUAAUGGUAACGCCCUCUCUAAUGGUAAUGUCAUCUCUAAUGGUAACGGCCUCUUUAAUGGUAACGGUCUCUCUAAUGGUAACGGCCUCUCUAAUGGUAACGCCCUCUCUAAUUGUAACGCCCUCUCUAAUGGUAACGCCCUCUCUAAUGGUAAUGCAAUUUCUAAUGGUAACGCCCGCUCUAAUGGUAACGCCCUCUCUAAUGGUAACGCCCUCUCUAAUGGUAACGCCCUCUCUAAUGGUAACACCCUCUCUAAUGGUAACGCCCUCUUUAAUGGUAACGCCCUCUCUAAUGGUAACGCCCUUUUUAAUGGUAACGCCCUCUCUAAUGGUAACGCCCUCUCUAAUGGUAACGCCUCUCUAAUGGUGACGCCCUCUCUUAUGGUGACGCCCUCUCUAAUGGUAACGCCCUCUCUAAUGGUAAUGCCCCAGCGCCCUCUCUCUAAUGGUAGCGCGCUCUCUAAUAGUAGCGCCCUCUCUAAUGGUAGCGCCAUCUCUAAUGGUAACGCCCUCUCUAAUGGUAACGCCCUCUCUAAUAGUAACGCCCUCUCUAAUGGUAACGCCCUCCCUAAUGGUAACGCCCUCUCUAAUGGUAACGCCCUCUCUAAUGGUAACGCCCUCUCUAAUGGUAACGCCCUCUCUAAUGGUAACGCACUCCCUAAUGGUAACGCCCUCUCUAAUGGUAACGGCCUUUCUAAUGGUAACGCCUUCUCUAAUGGUAACGCUUUCUCUAAUGGUGACGCCCUCUUUAAUGGUAACGCCAUCUCUAAAAGUAACGCCCUCUCUAAUAGUAACGCCCUUUCUCAUGGUAACGCCCUCUCUAAUGGUGACGCCUCUCUAAUGGUGACGCCCUCUCUAAUGCGCCCUCUCUCUAAUGGUAGCGCCCUCUCUAAUAGUAGCGCCCUCUCUAAUGGUAGCGCCAUCUCUAAUGGUAACGCCCUCUCUAAUGGUAACGCCCUCUCUAAUGGUAACGCCCUCUCUAAUGGUAACGCCCUCUCUAAUGAUAACGCCCUCUCUAAUGGUAACGCCCUCUCUAAUGGUAACGCCCUCUCUAAUGGUAACGCCCUCUCUAAUGGUAACGCCCUCUCUAAUGGUAACGCCCUCUCUAAUGGUAACGCCCUCCCUAAUGGUAACGCCCUCUCUAAUGGUAACGGCCUUUCUAAUGGUAACGCCAUCUCUAAUGGUAACGCUUUCUCUAAUGGUGACGCCCUCUCUAAUGGUAACGCCCUCUCUAAUGGUAACGCCCUCUCUAAUGGUAACGCAAUUUCUAAUGGUAACGCCCGCUCUAAUGGUAACGCCCUCUCUAAUGGUAACGCCCUCUCUAAUGGUAACGCCCUCUCUAAUGGUAACGCCCUCUUUAAUGGUAACGCCCUCUCUAAUGGUAACGCCAUUUUUAAUGGUAACGCCCUCUCUAAUGGUAACGCCCUCUCUAAUGGUAACGCCCUCUCUAAUGGUAACGGCAUUUUUAAUGGUAACGCCCUCUCUAAUGGUAACGGCCUCUCUAAUGGUAACGGCCUCUCUAAUGGUAACGGCAUUUUUAAUGGUAAUGCCCUCUCUAAUGGUAACGCCCUCUCUAAUGGUAACGCCCUCUCUAAUGGUAAUGCCAUCUCUAAUGGUAACGGCCUCUUUAAUGGUAACGGUCUCUCUAAUGGUAACGGCCUCUCUAAUGGUAACGCCCUCUCUAAUUGUAACGCCCUCUCUAAUGGUAACGCCCUCUCUAAUGGUAAUGCAAUUUCUAAUGGUAACGCCCGCUCUAAUGGUAACGCCCUCUCUAAUGGUAACGCCCUCUCUAAUGGUAACGCCCUCUCUAAUGGUAACACCCUCUCUAAUGGUAACGCCCUCUUUAAUGGUAACGCCCUCUCUAAUGGUAACGCCCUUUUUAAUGGUAACGCCCUCUCUAAUGGUAACGCCCUCUCUAAUGGUAACGCCUCUCUAAUGGUGACGCCCUCUCUUAUGGUGACGCCCUCUCUAAUGGUAACGCCCUCUCUAAUGGUAAUGCCCCAGCGCCCUCUCUCUAAUGGUAGCGCGCUCUCUAAUAGUAGCGCCCUCUCUAAUGGUAGCGCCAUCUCUAAUGGUAACGCCCUCUCUAAUGGUAACGCCCUCUCUAAUAGUAACGCCCUCUCUAAUGGUAACGCCCUCCCUAAUGGUAACGCCCUCUCUAAUGGUAACGCCCUCUCUAAUGGUAACGCCCUCUCUAAUGGUAACACCCUCUCUAAUGGUAACGCACUCCCUAAUGGUAACGCCCUCUCUAAUGGUAACGGCCUUUCUAAUGGUAACGCCUUCUCUAAUGGUAACGCUUUCUCUAAUGGUGACGCCCUCUUUAAUGGUAACGCCAUCUCUAAAAGUAACGCCCUCUCUAAUAGUAACGCCCUUUCUCAUGGUAACGCCCUCUCUAAUGGUGACGCCUCUCUAAUGGUGACGCCCUCUCUAAUGCGCCCUCUCUCUAAUGGUAAUGCCCUCUCUAAUAGUAGCGCCCUCUCUAAUGGUAGCGCCAUCUCUAAUGGUAACGCCCUCUCUAAUGGUAACGCCCUCUCUAAUGGUAACGCCCUCUCUAAUGGUAACGCCCUCUCUAAUGAUAACGCCCUCUCUAAUGGUAACGCCCUCUCUAAUGGUAACGCCCUCUCUAAUGGUAACGCCCUCUCUAAUGGUAACGCCCUCUCUAAUGGUAACGCCCUCUCUAAUGGUAACGCCCUCCCUAAUGGUAACGCCCUCUCUAAUGGUAACGGCAUUUCUAAUGGUAACGCCAUCUCUAAUGGUAACGCUUUCUCUAAUGGUGACGCCCUCUUUAAUGGUAACGCCCUCUCUAAUGGUAACGCCCUCUCUAAUGGUAACGCAAUUUCUAAUGGUAACGCCCUCUCUAAUGGUAACGCCCUCUCUAAUGGUAACGCAAUUUCUAAUGGUAACGCCCGCUCUAAUGGUAACGCCCUCUCUAAUGGUAACGCCCUCUCUAGUGGUAACGCCCUCUCUAAUGGUAACGCCCUCUCUAAUGGUAACGCCAUUUUUUAUGGUAACGCCCUCUCUAAUGGUAACGGCCUCUCUAAUGGUAACGCCCUCUCUAAUUGUAACGCCCUCUCUAAUGGUAACGCCCUCUCUAAUGGUAACGCAAUUUCUAAUGGUAACGCCCGCUCUAAUGGUAACGCCCUCUCUAAUGGUAACGCCCUCUCUAAUGGUAACGCCCUCUCUAAUGGUAACGCCCUCUUUAAUGGUAACGCCCUCUCUAAUGGUAACGCCCUUUUAAUGCGCCCUCUCUCUAAUGGUAGCGCCCUCUCUAAUAGUAGCGCCCUCUCUAAUGGUAGCGCCAUCUCUAAUGGUAACGCCCCCUCUAAUGGUAACGCCCUCUCUAAUGGUAACGCCCUCUCUAAUGGUAACGCCCUCCCUAAUGGUAACGCCCUCUCUAAUGGUAACGCCCUCUCUAAUGGUAACGCCCUCUCUAAUGGUAACGCCCUCUCUAAUGGUAACGCCCUCCCUAAUGGUAACGCCCUCUCUAAUGGUAACGGCCUUUCUAAUGGUAACGCCAUCUCUAAUGGUAACGCUUUCUCUAAUGGUGACGCCCUCUUUAAUCGUAACGCCAUCUCUAAAAGUAACGCCCUCUCUAAUAGUAACGCCCUUUCUCAUGGUAACGCCCUCUCUAAUGGUGACGCCUCUCUAAUGGUGACGCCCUCUCUAAUGCGCCCUCUCUCUAAUGGUAGCGCCCUCUCUAAUAGUAGCGCCCUCUCUAAUGGUAGCGCCAUCUCUAAUGGUAACGCCCUCUCUAAUGGUAACGCCCUCCAUAAUAGUAACGCCCUCUCUAAUGGUAACGCCCUCCCUAAUGGUAACGCCCUCUCUAAUGGUAACGCCCUCUCUAAUGGUAACGCCCUCUCUAAUGGUAACGCCCGCUCUAAUGGUAACGCCCUCUCUAAUGGUAACGCAAUUUCUAAUGGUAACGCCCUCUCUAAUGGUAACGCCCUCUCUAAUGGUAACGGCAUUUUUAAUGGUAACGCCCUCUCUAAUGGUAACGGCAUUUUUAAUGGUAACGCCCUCUCUAAUGGUAACGGCCUCUCUAAUGGUAACGACCUCUCUAAUGAUAACGGCCUCUCUAAUGGUAAUGCCCUCUCUAAUGGUAACGCCCUCUCUAAUGGUAACGCCCUCUCUAAUGGUAAUGCCAUCUCUAAUGGUAACGGCCUCUCUAAUGGUAACGGUCUCUCUAAUGGUAACGGCCUCUCUAAUGGUAACGCCCUCUCUAAUUGUAACGCCCUCUCUAAUGGUAACGCCCUCUCUAAUGGUAACGCAAUUUCUAAUGGUAACGCCCGCUCUAACGGUAACGCCCUCUCUAAUAAUAACGCCCUCUCUAAUGGUAACGCCCUCUCUAAUGGUAACGCCCUCUCUAAUGGUAACGCCCUCUUUAAUGGUAACGCCCUCUCUAAUGGUAACGCCUCUCUAAUGGUGACGCCCUCUCUUAUGGUGACGCCCUCUCUAAUGGUAAUGCCCUCUCUAAUGGUGACGCCCUCUCUAAUGCGCCCUCUCUCUAAUGGUAGCGCCCUCUCUAAUAGUAGCGCCCUCUCUAAUGGUAGCGCCAUCUCUAAUGGUAACGCCCUCUCUAAUGGUAACGCCCUCUCUAAUGGUAACGCCCUCUCUAAUGGUAACGCCCUCUCUAAUGGUAACGCCAUCUCUAAUGGUAACGCCCUCUCUAAUGGUAACGCCCUCUCUAAUGGUAACGCCCUCUCUAAUGGUAACGCCCUCUCUAAUGAUAACGCCCUCUCUAAUGGUAACGCCCUCUCUAAUGGUAACGCCCUCUCUAAUGGUAACGCCAUCUCUAAUGGUAACGCUUUCUCUAAUGGUGACGCCCUCUUUAAUGGUAACGCCCUCUCUAAUGGUAACGCCCUCUCUAAUGGUAACGCAAUUUCUAAUGGUAACGCCCGCUCUAAUGGUAACGCCCUCUCUAAUGGUAACGCCCUCUCUAGUGGUAACGCCCUCUCUAAUGGUAACGCCCUCUCUAAUGGUAACGCCCUCUUUAAUGGUAACGCCCUCUCUAAUGGUAACGCCAUUUUUAAUGGUAACGCCCUCUCUAAUGGUAACGGCCUCUCUAAUGGUAACGCCUUCUCUAAUUGUAACGCCCUCUCUAAUGGUAACGCCCUCUCUAAUGGUAACGCAAUUUCUAAUGGUAACGCCCGCUCUAAUGGUAACGCCCUCUCUAAUGGUAACGCCCUCUCUAAUUGUAACGCCCUCUCUAAUGGUAACGCCCUCUCUAAUGGUAACGCCCUCUUUAAUGGUAACGCCCUCUCUAAUGGUAACGCCCUUUUAAUGCGCCCUCUCUCUAAUGGUAGCGCCCUCUCUAAUAGUAGCGCCCUCUCUAAUGGUAGCGCCAUCUCUAAUGGUAACGCCCUCUCUAAUGGUAACGCCCUCUCUAAUGGUAACGCCCUCUCUAAUGGUAACGCCCUCUCUAAUGAUAACGCCCUCUCUAAUGGUAACGCCCUCUCUAAUGGUAACGCCCUCUCUAAUGGUAACGCCCUCUCUAAUGGUAACGCCCUCUCUAAUGGUAACGCCCUCUCUAAUGGUAACGCCCUCCCUAAUGGUAACGCCCUCUCUAAUGGUAACGGCCUUUCUAAUGGUAACGCCAUCUCUAAUGGUAACGCUUUCUCUAAUGGUGACGCCCUCUUUAAUGGUAACGCCCUCUCUAAUGGUAACGCCCUCUCUAAUGGUAACGCAAUUUCUAAUGGUAACGCCCGCUCUAAUGGUAACGCCCUCUCUAAUGGUAACGCCCUCUCUAAUGGUAACGCCCUCUCUAAUGGUAACGCCCUCUCUAAUGGUAACGCCCUCUCUAAUGGUAACGCCCUCUUUAAUGGUAGCGCCCUCUCUAAUGGUAACGCCAUUUUUAAUGGUAACGCCCUCUCUAAUGGUAACGCCCUCUCUAAUGGUAACGCCCUCUCUAAUGGUAACGGCAUUUUUAAUGGUAACGCCCUCUCUAAUGGUAACGGCCUCUCUAAUGGUAACGGCCUCUCUAAUGGUAACGGCAUUUUUAAUGGUAAUGCCCUCUCUAAUGGUAACGCCCUCUCUAAUGGUAACGCCCUCUCUAAUGGUAAUGCCAUCUCUAAUGGUAACGGCCUCUUUAAUGGUAACGCCCUCUCUAAUGGUAACGCCCUUUUUAAUGGUAACGCCCUCUCUAAUGGUAACGCCCUCUCUAAUGGUAACGCCUCCCUAAUGGUGACGCCCUCUCUUAUGGUGACGCCCUCUCUAAUGCGCCCUCUCUCUAAUGGUAGCGCCCUCUCUAAUAGUAGCGCCCUCUCUAAUGGUAGCGCCAUCUCUAAUGGUAACGCCCUCUCUAAUGGUAACGCCCUCUCUAAUGGUAACGCCCUCUCUAAUGAUAACGCCCUCUCUAAUGGUAACGCCCUCUCUAAUGGUAACGCCCUCUCUAAUGGUAACGCCCUCUCUAAUGGUAACGCCCUCUCUAAUGGUAACGCCCUCUCUAAUGGUAACGCCCUCCCUAAUGGUAACGCCCUCUCUAAUGGUAACGGCCUUUCUAAUGGUAACGCCAUCUCUAAUGGUAACGCUUUCUCUAAUGGUGACGCCCUCUUUAAUGGUAACGCCCUCUCUAAUGGUAACGCCCUCUCUAAUGGUAACGCAAUUUCUAAUGGUAACGCCCGCUCUAAUGGUAACGCCCUCUCUAAUGGUAACGCCCUCUCUAAUGGUAACGCCCUCUCUAAUGGUAACGCCCUCUUUAAUGGUAACGCCCUCUCUAAUGGUAACGCCAUUUUUAAUGGUAACGCCCUCUCUAAUGGUAACGCCCUCUCUAAUGGUAACGCCCUCUCUAAUGGUAACGGCAUUUUUAAUGGUAACGCCCUCUCUAAUGGUAACGGCCUCUCUAAUGGUAACGGCCUCUCUAAUGGUAACGGCAUUUUUAAUGGUAAUGCCCUCUCUAAUGGUAACGCCCUCUCUAAUGGUAACGCCCUCUCUAAUGGUAAUGCCAUCUCUAAUGGUAACGGCCUCUUUAAUGGUAACGGUCUCUCUAAUGGUAACGGCCUCUCUAAUGGUAACGCCCUCUCUAAUUGUAACGCCCUCUCUAAUGGUAACGCCCUCUCUAAUGGUAAUGCAAUUUCUAAUGGUAACGCCCGCUCUAAUGGUAACGCCCUCUCUAAUGGUAACGCCCUCUCUAAUGGUAACGCCCUCUCUAAUGGUAACACCCUCUCUAAUGGUAACGCCCUCUUUAAUGGUAACGCCCUCUCUAAUGGUAACGCCCUUUUUAAUGGUAACGCCCUCUCUAAUGGUAACGCCCUCUCUAAUGGUAACGCCUCUCUAAUGGUGACGCCCUCUCUUAUGGUGACGCCCUCUCUAAUGGUAACGCCCUCUCUAAUGGUAAUGCCCCAGCGCCCUCUCUCUAAUGGUAGCGCGCUCUCUAAUAGUAGCGCCCUCUCUAAUGGUAGCGCCAUCUCUAAUGGAAACGCCCUCUCUAAUGGUAACGCCCUCUCUAAUAGUAACGCCCUCUCUAAUGGUAACGCCCUCCCUAAUGGUAACGCCCUCUCUAAUGGUAACGCCCUCUCUAAUGGUAACGCCCUCUCUAAUGGUAACGCCCUCUCUAUUUGUAACGCCCUCUCUAAUGGUAACGCCCUCUCCAAUGGUAACGCCCUUUCUCAUGGUAACGCGCUCUCUAAUAGUAACGCUCUCUCUAAUGGUAACGCCCUCUCUAAUGGUAACGCCCUCUCUAAUGGUAAUGCCAUCUCUAAUGGUAACGGCCUCUCUAAUGGUAACGGUCUCUCUAAUGGUAACGACCUCUCUAAUGGUAACGCCCUCUCUAUUUGUAACGCCCUCUCUAAUGGUAACGCCCUCUCUAAUGGUAACGCAAUUUCUAAUGGUAACGCCCGCUCUAAUGGUAACGCCCUCUCUAAUGGUAACGCCCUCUUUAAUGGUAACGCCCUCUCUAAUGGUAACGCCCUCUCUAAUGGUAACGCCCUCUUUAAUGGUAACGCCCUCUCUAAUGGUAACGCCCUUUUUAAUGGUAACGCCCUCUCUAAUGGUAACGCCCUCUCUAAUGGUAACGCCCUCUCUAAUGGUAACGCCCUCUCAAAUGGUAACGCCCUCUCUAAUGGUAACGCCCUUUCUAAUGGUAACGCCCUCUCUAAUGGUAACGCCCUCUCUAAUGGUAACGCCCUCCCUAAUGGUAACGCCCUCUCUAAUGGUAACGGCCUUUCUAAUGUAACGCCCUCUCUAAUAGUAACGCCCUUUCUCAUGGUAACGCCCUCUCUAAUGGUGACGCCUCUCUAA